Molecule: messenger RNA, 881 nt
Organism: Vigna unguiculata (cowpea)
Lineage: Eukaryota; Viridiplantae; Streptophyta; Magnoliopsida; Fabales; Fabaceae
Product: large ribosomal subunit protein uL5
Biological process (GO): translation
Cellular component (GO): ribosome
Molecular function (GO): structural constituent of ribosome
Source: RefSeq, a predicted model, not a curated record
GGGCGUUAAUCAGGGGCAUUAUAGUCAUAGCGCACACAUACCAAAACCCUAGUUUUCUCCCACUCUCAUAUUUACGCUGUUCUCUGUCCCCAUAACCACUACCAUUGCAUCUUGCCGCUGCAACUCUCUCCCUUCUCUUCAGCUUCCAUUCGCAAUGGCUUCGGAGAAGAAACUAUCCAACCCCAUGCGGGAAAUCAAGGUGCAGAAGCUCGUCCUCAACAUCUCCGUCGGCGAGAGUGGUGAUCGUCUCACCAGAGCCGCAAAGGUGUUGGAGCAGCUUAGUGGCCAAACCCCAGUGUUUUCCAAAGCUAGAUACACUGUCCGUUCUUUUGGUAUCAGAAGAAAUGAAAAGAUUGCAUGCUAUGUCACUGUCAGAGGUGACAAGGCAAUGCAACUUCUCGAGAGUGGAUUGAAGGUGAAGGAAUACGAACUUCUGCGAAGAAACUUCAGCGACACUGGCUGCUUUGGCUUUGGUAUUCAGGAGCAUAUUGACUUGGGAAUCAAGUAUGAUCCCUCAACUGGUAUUUAUGGAAUGGACUUCUUUGUCGUUCUGGAGCGCCCCGGCUACCGUGUUGGCCGCCGCCGCCGCUGCAAGUCUCGUGUUGGGAUCCAGCAUCGUGUUACCAAGGACGAUGCUAUGAAGUGGUUCCAGGUGAAAUACGAGGGUGUUAUCCUCAACAAGUCACAGGCAAUUUAAUUAAAUUAGCUAGUUGUUUUGAGGAGUUUGCAAGUUUUGUUGUUUUAAAUUUGACGCUUCUUCAUUUAAAUAGCUUGAAUUACUGGAAUAUUAAUGCGAGAAGCAAUGUGAGUUAUUAUUUAGAUGUACUUGUUUUUGACAUCCAUAUUAAUACGCCUUUGAUCCUUUAUUGGAUGUUCCUCUA